Beta vulgaris subsp. vulgaris (sugar beet) is the source of this 1656-nucleotide messenger RNA. RefSeq lists its product as hypothetical. Lineage: Eukaryota; Viridiplantae; Streptophyta; Magnoliopsida; Caryophyllales; Amaranthaceae. Bases 101 to 1510 code for a protein of 469 amino acids. The transcript has 6 exons. The record is from RefSeq and is a predicted model, not a curated record. Gene Ontology annotation, biological process: photosynthetic electron transport in photosystem I. Gene Ontology annotation, cellular component: chloroplast; NAD(P)H dehydrogenase complex (plastoquinone).
UCUGACUUAACUUAUCCAAUUAUCACACUACCCAACUGCCAAAACCAAAAGCUAGAGGUAUUCUCAUAGUAAUAACAAACUGCAAAAGUUGCUUCAGAAUAUGGCUACAUCUUUACUACCCAAGUAUGUAGCUCCAUUUUUCUGCAACUCUCCUUCCUUGCCUAAUUCUAACAACUUUACCAAAUUCUCAUUUUCGAACCCAUUAGAACACUUGUCUAGCGUGAGAAGAUCAAUUGUUCUCGUACAAGCAAAGAAGAAAAACCCAUGGCUUGAUCUAUUUGAUGAUGGAGAUGAUCCAGAUCAGGAAUUUGGGUCAGUAUAUGCAGAUGGGAAGCAAGACGAAGACCCAAGGCCACCGGAUAAUCCCGGUAACCCAUAUGGGUUCCUCAAGUUCCCACAGGGGUAUGCAGUGGAGAUUGCAUCAUUGGGAUCGAAGGUGCGAGGAGAUGUCAGAAGAUGUUGCUGUGUAGUUUCUGGUGGUGUUUAUGAGAACUUGCUAUUCUUCCCAGCAAUUCAGUUGAUCAAAGAUAGGUAUCCUGGAGUUCAGAUUGAUGUGAUUACAUCAGCUAGGGGAAAGCAGACUUAUGAAAUGAAUAAAAAUGUAAGGUGGGCAACUGUUUAUGAUCCUGAUGAUCAUUUUCCUGAACCUGCAGAGUACACUGACAUGCUUGGAAUUCUUAAGAAUAGAUUUUAUGACAUGAUACUGUCAACAAAACUAGCAGGGGUAGGGCAUGCAUCAUUUUUGUUCAUGGUAACAGCCAGAGACAGAGUAAGCUACAUUUAUCCCAAUGUAAAUGCAGCAGGAGCUGGACUAUUUCUAUCUGAAACAUUUACACCAGAUACUGUGAAUCUUUCAGAGGGAGGAUAUAACAUGUACCAUCAGAUGAUUAAAUGGUUAGGCAGACCAGCGAAGAAGGUACCAGAGCAUUUUGUUUCCCCCUUGAAGGUAUCAAUCUCAAGGAGGCUAAAAGACGUCGUGGUGGCUAAAUAUAAGAAAGCAGGAGCAGAGAAGGGGAAAUAUGUAGUGAUUCAUGGCAUAAAGUGUGACUCAGAGGCCUCAAUGCAGUCCAGAGGGGAUACUGAUAGCUUGCUCCCUAUUGAGAUCUGGGCCAAAAUAGCCCAGGCAUUUAGGGAGGUUACUCCAGUAUUUGUGAUUCCACAUGAGAAAUUAAGGGAAGAUGUGGAGGAAAUUGUUGGGGAUGAAACGAGCAUUGUCUUUAUCACUACACCUGGUCAAUUAGCAGCAUUGAUAAAUGAUUCGGUUGGCGUCAUAGCAACCAAUACAGCAGCUAUCCAGCUUGCACAUGCCCGAGAUAAACCCAGCAUCGCGUUGUUUUGUUCUGAAGAGAAGGGAAAUCUUUUUGUUCCCAAUGCAGAAAUAAAGAAGUGCAAGAUCAUAGCAUCAAAAACAGGAAAAUUGGCAGAUAUUGAUGUUGAAGAUGUAAAAGAUGCAGUUAAAGUUUUUAAGGCUGCAGAACCAGCCCCAUCUCUAGCUCCAGCUUUGGUGUAAAAUGGAACGUUUCUGUUGAAAAUAUUGUAAGUAAAAAGAAAAAUGUGUGAGGGAGAGAAUCCUGCUUGCAUGCUUUUGCAAUGACAUCAACUGUACAUUCUGAAACUUGUAUGAGAACUUGAUAAAAGAUGGCUAUUCAUUAUACA